AUGGUCCUGAAGAACGGGCCUCAGCCGAUCGUGAUUCACGAUGCUGCCAACAACACCUUUACACUGGACGAGAAUGCAUUGCGACGUAUCUUGCUGCAUGAUGACGUGAAGGACAAGCCUGUUGCUGUAGUUUCCGUGGCGGGAGAAAUGCGGAAGGGAAAGUCCUUUAUGCUCAACUUGUUUCUGAGAUAUAUGCGGCAUCGUCAAGCAUGCGCAGUAUCUUCGAGCUUAUUUGAAGACUGGCUCGCCGAUCUUGAUGCUCCAUUUGAGGGAUUUUCAUGGCGCAGUGGAAUGGACGGGAACACAUCGGGUAUCCUCAUGUGGGACGAAGUGUUCACGGUUACAACAUCCGAGGGCAAGCAGGUGGCUGUCGUCUUCAUGGACACAGAGGGCAUGUUUUACCAGGGUGCAACAAUGAAGGAGUGCACUACCAUUUUUGCUCUCAGCACACUGAUUAGUUCUAUCCAGGUGUACAACAUCUCCCAAAACCUUCAAGAGAAUCACCUUCAAUUCCUGCAGUUUUUCACAGAGUACGGGCGUCUUGCAGCAGAGAACACGUCUGAGAAGCCUUUCCAGAAGCUUAUGUUUCUGGUACGAGACUGGAGCUACCUACGCGAUGCUGCUUAUGGUGCGGAAGGAGGAGCGAUCGUUCUGGACAAGUGGCUAAAGGUUUCGGAGCAGCAACAUGAAGAUGUGCGACAAAUCCGCGAGCACAUCCGAUCCUGCUUCCCACAGAUGGAUUCCUUCCUUAUGCCUCAUCCUGGGGACAAGGUGGCUACUUCUGAUAAGUUUGACGUUCUUGUUGCAGAUAUUAAGCCAGACUUCAUAGCUCAUCUAAAUGACCUGGCAACUAGCCUCCUCGCUCCAGACAACCUCUUGGUGAAAACAGUCAAUGGCACAGAAAUUACAUGUGGAGCGCUGGUGAAUUACUUUAAGGCUUUCAAGGACUCUCUUGAGAAAGGCGGCCUCCAAGAGCCGAGAUCUAUAUUGCAGAUUUUUGGCCAGGGGGCAUGCAUGACGGACGAUGAACUCGAGGAGCAUCACAAGCGCUUCAGCAACUCUGCACUGGAGCGGUUUCGGGCCAUUCCUAGAUUUGGUGGAGACGACUACAUCCAGCGUUUUCUUGGAAAACUCACGAAGGGAAUCGACACUCAAUACAAUAUGUAUGCCGAGAGCAAUGAAAGCAGACAAGCGGCAGCACAAUCCGAAUGGAACUGCAAGAUCUACAAAGGACUAGCAAUAGCAUCAACAGUAGUAGGGCUUGGAGUGACUAGUGUCAGCGCAGCCCUGGCUUCUGGCACCGUCCGUGCAGCUAUCGGAGGCGCUGCCGAAAUUUCCUCGAAUGGCGCCCUGAGUGCGGCUGCUCUCGCAGUCGUCGGUGCUGCAAAGGCAACUACCAAGAAUUUUACUUGA
Messenger RNA from Ornithodoros turicata, 1413 nucleotides. RefSeq names its product atlastin-1-like. Lineage: Eukaryota; Metazoa; Arthropoda; Arachnida; Ixodida; Argasidae. The transcript has 7 exons. The coding region runs from base 1 to 1413 and encodes 470 amino acids. Gene Ontology annotation, molecular function: GTP binding; GTPase activity. The record is from RefSeq and is a predicted model, not a curated record. Gene Ontology annotation, biological process: endoplasmic reticulum organization; protein homooligomerization.